Molecule: messenger RNA, 1452 nt
Organism: Colletotrichum graminicola M1.001
Lineage: Eukaryota; Fungi; Ascomycota; Sordariomycetes; Glomerellales; Glomerellaceae
Product: transmembrane amino acid transporter
Exons: 4
Coding region: 1-1452 (483 amino acids)
Biological process (GO): amino acid transmembrane transport
Cellular component (GO): fungal-type vacuole membrane
Molecular function (GO): L-lysine transmembrane transporter activity; L-tyrosine transmembrane transporter activity; L-arginine transmembrane transporter activity
Source: RefSeq, a predicted model, not a curated record
AUGUCGAGCAGCGUGAUCAAUCUGCUCAAUACCAUUGUUGGCGCUGGAACGUUGGCAAUGCCUUCCGUGAUGUCGCACAUGGGCUGCAUGCUUGGUGUGCUGAUGAUUAUCUGGUCCGGUAUUACGGCCGCCUUCGGCCUCUACCUGCAGUCACGCUGCGCGCGGUACCUCGAUCGAGGGACAUCGUCCUUCUUCGCCAUCUCCAAAAUCACAUAUCCAAACGCCGCCAUUCUAUUUGACACUGCCAUUGCGAUCAAGUGUUUCGGUGUCGGAGUAUCUUAUAUGAUCAUCAUUGGCGACCUGAUGCCCAAGGUCUUUAUUGGCCUUUUCAGCAGUGCGGUGGCUAGCAAUCCUUAUCUGGGCGAACGGAACUUUUGGAUCACUGCCUUCAUGCUGGUUAUUAUUCCCUUGAGCUUCCUUAAAAAGCUGGAUUCGCUCAAGUACACCAGUAUUGUCGCUUUGGUAUCGAUUGGGUAUCUUGUUAUCCUGGUCAUCUACCACUUCGCCACCGACCGUCUCAAGGACAUGAGCGAAAUCAGAGUUGUCGAACCCGAGAGCGCCAUCGCGUUUCUCAGCACAUUGCCCGUGGUUGUCUUUGCGUACACCUGCCACCAGAACAUGUUUGCCAUCUUGAACGAAAUCAAGGACAACUCUCCUGGGAGUAUCAUAGGGGUUGUAGGGUCGAGCAUUGGCGGUGCCGCCUCGAUCUACAUCGUCGUUGCCAUUACUGGCUACCUCACGUUCGGCAAUAAGGUUGUAGGCAAUAUUGUUAUGAUGUACUCGGCAACUGCCGCUUCGUACAUCGGCCAGCUGGCCAUUGUGGUACUUGUCACCUUCUCCGUUCCGUUGCAGGUUCACCCAUGUCGCGCAUCCGUCGAUGCGAUUCUCAAGUGGCGCCCGAACCGCAAACCAGGUGGCAACGCUCGCGCCAACUCGCCUGGUGGACACCCACUUCUCCCCUCUUCGGUUUCUAUCCGCUCCGAUCACGGAUCCAGCUCCUCCAUGGGCGAGGCCCGAUUCGUCAUCCUUACGUCUGUUCUUCUUAUUUUUUCUUAUGUUGCAGCACUCUCCGUCCACAGCCUGGAAAGGGUUUUGGCCUACGUUGGAAGCACUGGGUCAACCAGCAUUAGCUUUAUACUUCCGGGUCUUUUCUAUUACAAGAUUAGCGACCCCGACAGCAUGCACCAGCAACGUCUCCACAAGGAGGAUGACGACGCCGACCUUCCCUCGGACGAAGAGGAUGCAGACCCCAUGGUUACCAGCAUCGCAAGUCUCGGCAGCGUCGCUAGCGUUGUUGCUAACCCGCGUCAAUGGAACCGCAAAUGGCGGUGGGAUCUCGAGCACAUUGAACAGGACGCCCUGCGUAAAAUGGCCUUGGCUCUCGCCAUUUACGGCGUGUGCGUUAUGGUCGUUUGUCUGUUCAUGAACAUCGUGUUUCACGCAUCUCAUUGA